AUGUUCAAGCUCAGUGAGGCGGGCAUGCCCGAGGAUCCAUCCUAUCCGCGAGACCUCUCGCAGCUUGGAUACUUCAUCGACGAACGAUCCGAGAUCAGAACUAUCAAGCCGCCUCACUACUACUACAACUUCUGGCUUUCCAACAAUGAUCGAGUCAACGAGGCUUUCCGCGAGUCCAUGCAUGCCUGCAUCAACGACGAAGUCGCACGCCGCAUGACAGCUUUAGGCAUGCCGCCGUUGUAUUUGCCUCAGCAGACGAGCGAGAAGCCGCAUGGCGAACCCAAUGUCCCUAUCUUCGUCACCAAAAAGGAAGAUAUGAGCAAGCAGAAGAGGAUCACGGUGGUGAUCAACGAGGAUUGCCAGGAUCUUGGCCUCCUGGCGUACCGUAUCGCCAGCAAGGAACUUGGCCUAGAGGCAGGUUCGGUGGUUUCACUUGCCAAGGCCCUGGUCAGCUGCGAGCCUACUGAAGUCCCUGCGCUCCCUACCCAAGGUUCUGCUGAGAACGAAAAGCAUGAUCUAAAGGAGAGCCUCAUCUCUAAGCCCGGCGCACAGAACGGCCCGGAGUUGCCCAUAGCAAGCAAAACGCCUGUCACAAGCACUGAGAGCGUCCCUUUCAAGGUUUCGGAGAACUGGCAGGCCCCGGGUUUGGUCGUGCUCAACCCAGGACAGCUUGUCUACUCAUACCAUCUCGACAAGGCCGUCAGCAACCAGUCUUGGGAUUCGCAGCCACGGAAGUCAGCUGUGCACCCGGUCCCCAAGAUUCACCCUGUUCACAAUAGGAUCAAUGGUCAUAGCACCGUUGCCGAGCACAUCAAGUCGACCUUUGAAACGAUCCUCAACAACCCGAACUGGGUAGCACCUGAUGCCAAGUUCGACAUGAUUGGCAUUGGUAAUGGCGGCAAUGCUCUGCUACAAGUCCUCAACGAAGAGUGGCCCAAGUAUGAGCACCGUGUUGCGGCCAUUGCCUUGACAGACCCGACGCCAAUCCAGGAGGUCUUCACCAACCAGAAGUUCGUCAACUUCCUACGUGACCGUGCUCGUGCAUUGGUCCCAUCCUCGGAGCCGUUCAGCACGCCACUUGCUGUCCCUUCGACGACUUCCAGUCCUCUUCCUGCCCACAGCUCCGACUGGGGCUUCCACUACUAUCCUAUCUUGUCUUCUGGCGAGCGAGUCUUUGGCGAGAUCAUCCUGCCCAUUGCUUGUCGCGCAGUUCUUGCCUGGUUCGACGCUGUUGCGGCUGCUGCGAACUACCGUAACCCGGAGUUCCGGGUUCCUGAAGUUCCUGAGGGCGUGCAGGUCUUUGACGCCACGGAAGAGGACAAGGAGUAG
Messenger RNA from Lasiodiplodia theobromae, 1329 nucleotides. Its product is annotated as Ribosomal protein s14. The coding region runs from base 1 to 1329 and encodes 442 amino acids. The record is from RefSeq and is a predicted model, not a curated record. NCBI's taxonomy places the organism in Eukaryota, Fungi, Ascomycota, Dothideomycetes, Botryosphaeriales, Botryosphaeriaceae. Gene Ontology annotation, molecular function: siRNA binding. Gene Ontology annotation, biological process: regulatory ncRNA-mediated heterochromatin formation. The transcript has 3 exons. Gene Ontology annotation, cellular component: nucleus.